Adineta steineri is the source of this 1108-nucleotide messenger RNA. The record is from the annotation of a GenBank genome assembly. Lineage: Eukaryota; Metazoa; Rotifera; Eurotatoria; Adinetida; Adinetidae.
UUGAUAUUAUUGAUGAACUUUUAAAUAAAUCUCGUUUAAUUACAAGAGAUGAUCUUAUUAUUGAUUGGAAGAUACUUUAUACAUGGAUAAAAUUAAUUCUUUUCAAUAAUGAUGAAUCUUAUUCAUUAAUAGCUCUACCCAAUGAUAUUGAAAAAUCACUUUUAUAUUGUGUUCGAAGUUGUCGACCCUAUUUUUCAGCAACAGCAACACAAGAAGUCCUGGAUGAAUUUCGACCAUGGUUAUGUCCAUUUGAUUCUGCGUUUAGUGAUGCUAUGUGUUAUUUAGAUCUAUUAUUACCGGUUCAUUUGCCACCAGAAUUACAUAACCAAGGAUUUAAAUUAUGGUUACCUGAAUUUCUAAGUAUAUGGGAAAGUGUUUGUAAUAACCCUGAUUGGGAACAGAAUAUGAUAAAUAUAUUUUCUUUUGUUUCAUGGUGUAAUAUUGGAUAUGUAGAUUGGGAACCUUGGCUUCAGAAAAUCUUUACACGAAUAUUGAAAAGUUUUUCACUUCCAGUUGCUAAUGUUCAAGUAUCUACACAAUCACAAAAUUAUUCUUUAUCAAUUAUUUCAACAUGGAUUGUUGCAAUGAUGGGCAAUGGAAGUUCAUGUUUACAGUAUUUAAGAGAUUUAUUCACUGCAAUUAAAAGCUUUUAUCAUCCAUCGAAUACAGGAGAUUUUCAACAAGAUCUUGUUAGUUUUCUUUCAAAAUUAUCACAAGCAUUUGUUGAUCGAGUUCAUUUAGAACGUAAACCUGAUCGUAUAUGGCAUUUUAAUCCACCUCAGAAUUAUCGAAUUACAGAAACUGAUAUUACUGAUUUUGUUAAUUGUGUUAAAGAAUGUGUAUUUAUAUCAAUUUUUAAUAAAGCUCAUUUGGAAGAAGCUGCUAAAGCAUGCCAAUGUUUAUCUCAACUUCGACCAGAAUUAAUCGUACCACCAUUAGUCGAAUUACUGUUUUCAUCUAUCAAUAGUAUAACUGAACCACAUCGAUUUACAUCUAUUAUUACUUGUUUAGCCGGUAUGACACGGCAAAUUGUUCGACAAACUCCAGAAUUCUCUCAAGGCCAAACUUAUGUUUUACCAUUAUUAAUGGCUGUUCUACCUGGCAUCGA